Molecule: messenger RNA, 7244 nt
Organism: Podarcis lilfordi (Lilford's wall lizard)
Lineage: Eukaryota; Metazoa; Chordata; Lepidosauria; Squamata; Lacertidae
Source: the annotation of a GenBank genome assembly
AUGUGUUGGGGGGGGAGAGCCCCCCUCCCAAACUGCCUGCUUCUCCCGGAAGUGGAGCUUUUGCGCCGGACUGCUGCUCUGCGCCGUAGCUCUAGGGGCGCGCGCUUUCGGAAAGGGGAGGAGGGGCGGCAGGUAAAUCCCCCCCACCCACGUGGAUGUUGCAGGAAGGAGAACCGCGAGCGAGGACAAAGAGGUAAAGGGGUCGCGGGGGAAGGAUCCAGAGACCCUCUUGAGCUCCCCAAAGCGCCUUUCGUGCAACUGGAUCCCUGCACGCGUGCUGCGAAGGGGGUUUUCCUUGGACCCUUAGGAAGCCCACCCAGGGGAUCUCAACGAAGUCCCCUCGCCCCAUCUUCCCGCGCAGGCAUCCCUGGGACUCUGUGGGUUCCUUGCAGAGAGAGGUGGGCAUUAAAGGGUUAAGGGGCGUGAGGGAGGCCUGGAUAGAGACCCCCCUGUCCCUCCCCUGCUCGUCUUGGGGGGGGCCCUCCGGACGGAGAGAUGGGGGCGCAGGGCAUGGGGUGAGCCACGCCAAUGGGGCCCUCUGGGUGCAGGGGAGACUCUGGGACAGGGAGGGAGUCGAGGAAGUGGGGAGGGGGAGCAUCCCUGGGGCAGGGAAGGGCAGCAAUUGGGGGGGGGGGAGCUAGGAAGACCAGUCUUUGGGGACACGUCUCCAUCGUGGCGCCCGCUGGGAUUCUCUGGAGGGACCACCUUGGCUUCUCUCUCCCACCCAGGAAUCGGCCACCCCUUCAAGGCGACCAGGAGGGAUCCCUGGAAAGUGGGGGGUCCAGUCCCCCCACCCCUUUCUUCCUGCAACUUCUAUCCUCUUCCCACCCCAUAAGCCCCUGCCCUGCCCAUACUGUUGCAGGAAUUUAUGUAUAGGUUGGGUGGGUUGCCCCUCCAGCAGAUGUCAUGCACAUGCAGCCCACUACCAAAAUCAGCACCAUCACUUUUGUGACUUGUCCCCACAAAGCACUUCCAUCACAGUUUAUUCCUAUUUAUUCAAAGGGCCUCUCCUGCACGAUACCAAAUAUAAGAAUUCACUGAUAAAUGUCUCUAUGUACUGGCUCACUGGGGUAACUUCAGAAAUUCAUAUAGACAUGUGAGCUCAGCUACUCAGCAGCCCCUCUGCCUGAGUGAUAAUCCCUGGCAUCCUGAUACCUGAGUGCCAGACAGGUAGCCAUUCCAGAAAGAACCAACCCAGAUGAAGACAAAAGGGUGGGAUUAACUUGGCUGAGAAACAGGUCAGGGAGGACAAUGGGUGGCCAGCCGGGGGUGGGGCAAAGGCCAAAGAAAAGAGGCCGACCCCUUUGUCCAAGCCUCUUUUGGUUUUCUUCCUUCCAGGAUCAGGAUCCUCAGGAGCAUGUCCUGGCGGCUGGAUUAAGGUAAGUUCUGGCCUGAUUGGAAGGGGCAGGGCCCCUCCGCCAGGCUAGGCUGCAAUUUUGACCCUUUUCUUUCUGGGCGGGCACCCAGCUAGGCCGCGGGGGGGGGGGGGGGUCUUUUUGUUUUGUAGCGGGGGCAUGGCUCCCCUGAUGACGCCAUCCACUGCCCUCCAGCCGGCCAUUUCCUUUUUUGUUGGUGGGGGGGGGCAUAAGUCAGGCCACAUGGCGGUCAUGGUUUUUUGCACCCCUCCCCCUUGUUCUGCUCUGGCUACUGACGCACUUCUGCUCCUAGCAGGGAAAUGUAAAUAUCUCUUUUGUUACACUUGAUGGGUAUUUGGUGGAGGGCAAGGGGAACCAUGGGGCAGGGUCCAGGAUGCUCAGAUUACUGCCACCAGACCUCCCCUUUCUUUCUUUUUUAAAUAAUUUUUAUUCAUUUUCCAAACAAGUUUUAUACAAUCAACAAAUUGUUUUACACUCAUGCUUCAAUUUUUGACUUCCCUCAGUUUCUCUGUCAAUGUUUCGAAAAAUUUCUAUUUAUUGACGCAUUUCUAAACAUAAUAUUGCCUUUCCCCACUCCUUUUCCUCUUACUCUCUUUUUUGCAGUAUUUCUUACUAUUUCACAGAGUCUCUUCAAAACCAACAAGCGUUGUCUGUACAUCACAUAUAUUUUUCAGAUAUUCUGUAAAUUUCCCCCAGUCCUCGAUAAACUUUUGGUCUUUCUGGUAUCAAAUCUUACCAGUCAAUUUGUCCAAUUCUGCAUAUUCAGUCAAUUUCCUUCUCCAUUCUUCCACUGUUGGAAUUUCUUCCUGUUUCCAUCUUUGGGCCAGAAGUAUCCUUGCGGCAGUCACUGCAUAUUGAAACAGUUUACAGUCUCUCUUAUUGAUUUCGUUUCCUACCAUUCCUAAUAGAAAGGCUUCUGGUUUUUUAACGAACGUAUAUUUCAACAUCUUUUUCAAUUCAUUGUAUAUCAUUUCCCAGAAGUCUUUCACCUUUUUACACUCCCACCACAUAUGAUAGAAAGUACCUUCUUUUUCUUUACAUUUCCAACACUUAUUGCAUGUUUUGUACAUUUUGGCCAGUUUAACUGGCAUUAUAUACCAUCUGUAAAACAUUUUCAUUACAUUUUCUUUCAACGCAGUACAUGCCGUAAAUUUUAGCCUUUCAUUCCAUAAUUUCAUCCAAUCAUCAUACUGUAUAUUGUAACCAAAGUCUCUUGCCCAGUGUAUCAUUACUACUUUUACCUCUUCAUCUUUUGUAUGCCACUCCAGCAACACUUUAUACAUUUUAGACAGGUUUUUAUACUCAUUAUUCAAUACCUCCACUUGGAAUUUUGAUUCUUUACCUUCAUACCCACACAUUUUACAAUCUUUUUUAAACAUUUCAUUAAUUUGAAAGUAGUGUAACCAGUCAUAAACAAAUUCUUUCACCUCUUCAUAAGUUUUCAUUUUCCAUUCCCCCCCCCUUGUUACCAAUUCUCCAUAUGUUAUCCACCUCCCCCUCAUAUUAAUUUUUUUCACACUCAUUACUUCUAAUGGUGAAAUCCAAUGGGGGAGUUUAGGUUCCAACAAGUUUUUAUACCUCUCCCACACCUCUAUCAGUGAUCUUCGGAAGAUGUGGUUUUCAAAACCUUUGUGAAUUUUUUCUUCUCAUACCAUAGGUAAGCAUGCCAACCAAAUCUGUUGUCAAAUCCUUCUAAAUCUAACAGCUCUCCAUUCUCUAAUUUAAUCCAUUCCUUUAUCCAACAGAGGCAUGAUGCUUCAUAAUAUAAUUUCAAAUCUGGCAGGGCGAAGCCACCUCUCUCUUUGCAUCUGUUAAUAACUUAAACUGACUCCUUGGCUUCUUACCCUGCCAGAUAUAUCUUGUAAUUAUUUUUUUGCAAUUCUUUAAAAAUUGAUGCCCCCUUAAUUAUCGGCAAUGAUUGGAAAAGGAAUAACAUCUUUGGUAGCACACUCAUUUUUAUCGUGGAUAUUCUCCCCCAAAAGGACAAUUUCAGUCUUCCCCACACCUCCAAAUCCCUUUUUAUCUGAUUCCACAUAGGUAAGUAAUUGUUUUGAAACAAGUCAAUGUUCUUGGGGGUUAACCAUAUUCCUAAAUACUUCACUUUGUUCACCACUUCUAUCUCUGUCCUUUGUUGUAUUUCCUCAAUUAGUUCUUGAUUCAUGUUUUUAGCCAUGAUUUUCGUCUUUUUUUUGUUGAGAUAAAAUCCUGCAACUCGACCAAAUUGUUCUAUUUCUUCUAAGAUUCUUUCAAUACUUUCCACUGUUUCUUCUACUGUCAAUACCAAGUCAUCCGCGAAUGCUUUAACUUUGUAUUCAUUUUUCCCUAUAGACACCCCUUUUAUAUCUUCAUUUUUUCUUACUGAUUUUAGCAAAACUUCUAGCACCAUAAUGAAUAAUAGUGGCGACAGUGGGCAUCCCUGCCUUGUACCUUUGGUUAUUUUAAUAUCUUCUGUGGUAUAGUUGUUUACUAUUAGCUUCACUUUCUGUUCUGUAUAUUUUGCCUUUAUCCCAUUAUAAAAUUCCUUACCCAGUUCCAUAUACUCUUAGUUUUUUAACAUAAAGUUCCAUGAUAUAUUAUCGAAGGCCUUUUCAGCAUCCACAAAGAUUAAAAUAGCUUGUUUUUCAUUCCUGGCAUUCAGAUAUUCCAAUAUAUUUAUUAUGUUUCUUAUAUUAUCUUUCAUCUGUCUGCCAGGAAGAAAGCCAGCUUGAUCCUUAUGUAUAAAUUCUUGCAAUACUUUUUUCAUUCUCUUUGCUAAUAUACUCGCAAAGAUUUUAUAGUCAGUGUUCAACAGCGAAAUAGGCCUAUAAUUUUUAACCUGUGUCAAAUCCGAAUCUUGUUUUGGGAUAAGUGUGAUAAAGGCUUCUUUCCAUGUUUCCGGAAUUUCACAGUUCUUUAAUAUGUUGUUUAUGACUUCUUUCAAUGGUAUAAGUAGGGUGCUUCUCAUUUCCUUAUAAUAUCUGGCUGUAAAUCCAUCUGGUCCUGGAGCUUUCCCUUUUUUCAAUUCCUUUAUUACCUCUUUUAUUUCUUCUGUUUCAAUUGGGGCGUUCAAAAAAUCUUUUUUCUCUGUUGGGAUCUUCUGCACUUCUUUUUCCUUUAAAACCAGACCUCCCCUUUCAUGAUGUAACAAUGAUGUAUUAGUGAUGUAUUUUGGGGGCAGUAACAUGGGGAUUAGCAGCUAAUAAAAGUUUGGGUUCUCUUUUGUUUGGGGCUUCCAUCUUGUUCCACCUUAUGGUAGGUGGGAGUCCUGUCAUGACAGUCUUCAAUAAAUACCAAGCCUACUGGCUGCUGUUUUGCUCUGGUAUUCCUGGCUGGUGUCCUUGUUUUUUGUCCAGGGGGGCCCUCAGAUUUCUCCGUUAACAAGACACACCUUCCUUCCUGCAAGCUCCACCCGAUUCCCACCCCAUAAGCCCCUGCCAUGUCCAGAUAAUAAUAAUAAUAAUAAUAAUAAUAAUAAUAAUAUUUAUAUCUCGCCCUCCGGGCUCAGAGCCACUAACAACAAUAAAAAUAACAGUUUACAUAAAAUCACAAUCAAUUAAUUAAAAUGCAUUCUAAAAUCAAUUCAUUCUAAUAUCAAUUCAAAAUCAAAUUAAUGGCAGAUACAGUGGUUCUGCCAAGUCCAACCAUUGGUCCCCCUGGAGAGGAGAGGAAAUUCCAAGAGGAAGAGAAGAGGGGAGAGGCCUUCUCAGAAGCGGCUCUUUGUUUCCGCAGUCCUACCCAGGAAUCAGCCAGAAACCUUUUCCUCUCUCUCAGGCUUCCAUCUUUAAGUGUCUUUUCCACUGCAUGGUUCAUUGAGGAUGAGGAUAAUGUACACCUGUCAUCAGAAACAGGAGUGCAGAGUCCAUGGAAUGGCUCUCAUGAUUGAUAUAGAAGUUGCACCUGAAAACCAUUUCUGUUCCUCUUAUUCUUUGAAGGCAGUGUCAGACUGACUGACAAGCUGAGAUACAACCCAUCAUCAUCCGAUGAUAGCCAUUGCAUGAAUCUUCCCAGUCAAAGGACCCAUUUUCAUGAUAGACAGUCCCUGUGUGGCUGGAGGCUCAACACACAGGGUGUGCCUAUACAGGCGAAAGACUGCCAGUAUUAGCACAGGCGAGGUGUGUGUUCCCCCCACCAAAUUGACUGCCUGUGUGUGAAUGAGAAUUUGUGGGUGGGACUAUCGUUUACGGCAACAUUGCAACCACAAGGGAGCACCCAGGUGUCAGAACACUCAUCCCCCAACACCAUGUUCUGGACAUGGCCCAGGAGGAAGGAGGGGAACCACUGCAUAGCAGGCCCCCCAGCUCCCCUAGAGGGUCCAGAAGGAUACCAAGGUCAAAGGUCUCCAAAGCCGCUGAGAGAUCCAGCAGAACCAGGAAACAGCUUUCCCCUCGGACUCUAGCGCAUCGGAGAUCAUAAUCCAGCGCAACCAGCGCAGUUUCAGUCCCAUGGUGAGGCCUGAAUCCCAAUUGGAAGGAUAAUGUUGGCAGAAGCUUUCGUGGUCCGGCACCCACAAAAGCUCCAGGCACAAUAUUUUAUUAGCUUUGAAGGGGCCAUCGGAUACUUGGUAGUCUUUUGUGCAAAAGACAAAUACUCUGAUUAGUUUUUAAUUGAUGUAUGAUAUAAACAGCACUUCUUUUUUACAUAUUCCACAUUGGAGAGAUUUUGAUACACAGGUCUGAGUUCAUCGCCCCCCUGAAACUGCUGUGUUAGCAGCACUGCCUGGGCAGUGUGUUUGGGGGUCCUGGGCUGCCUAGACAACAAGACCCCCUUCUCAGCCUGGCUUAUAUAGUCCCAAGGAAAGCCGAGGAGUAUGUUAGGCACCAGCUUGGCUGCAGCAGUUGCUGGAAGGAGGUGUGCAGGGCACCAUCCAACCACCUUAGACAGUCCACUCUGGAUUUGUGUAGGUUUUCCUCCAUAGCAUUUUCUUCUCCUGAAGAUAACUCAAGAGGAAGUGAGGGAGUGCACCAAAGUAUUACGACCAGAGAUUUCCUUCCCGUUGGGCUUCCUUCCCCGGUUGACGAGCCCCAUCUGCCCUGACUUUCCUCUGCAGAAUGGGCAGAAUCUGCCUUCUUGACUGUGGGAUUCACUGUUGUUCUCAUCCUUUCCAUCCACCAGAGCCUGCAAUCACCCGCAGCAGAAUUCCCCAACCCACCAAGAAUUUGAGACCCAUCAGGUAUCCUCACCUGGUUUAGCAGGCCGGUUGAAGCCGUUCCUGGGAUUGUGGCCCCUAUUGCAUGCUGACAGCUUCCGGAAGCCAAAGGUGAUAGCUGAGUGCAGGGUGGAGACCAGUGGUGGAUAAAUUACCCCAUAAGGUGCAUGACAUUUCCCCCACCAAAGGUGCUAACACUCCCCUAACACCCCAUGACAUCAUAUGAUUAUGAUCUUUAAGACAGAAGAGGAAUAAAUUCAUGUCCCCAGAAAUAACACAACUUCAGGCCAUUAGUGAAUCAAUACUACAUUUUCAAGGUACUACACAUUCCACUAAGUACAGUUUAUCUAUUUGCCUUGAAUAUCCUGCUUUUCAGUGUCAUUUUAGGAUAGUCCUGCGUCAGAAGACGGGCACGAGAUCAGACAGCACAUCAUUCUUUAAAAAAUCAUGCUGCUUUAUGGAACAUUGAUUGAGGAUUUGGAAAGGUGCUCUUGAAUUACUAUCAUUUGACAUGGCAACUUCAUUUCCUAAAAAUUGGGAACAUGGGUAGGAGGUGAGGGAGUGUAGGAGACGUUGAAAUAGGAGAAUGUGCUAAUGGAGGUUGAUGUGUUGUCUUUCCCUUAAUUCUCUUCAUUGAAACCCAACAGGAUUUACUUUCCUCCCACUCUGAAGAAGGGGAUGGAGAAGACAGUCAAAACUCCAGGGAAUGGUGCAACUUUCGUUUCAUUAGGAAUAGAAAUUAA